UGGGGCAGCGCGCGGGGCCUCCCCACGGGCCUCGGCCUCCGUUCCACGUCCGCGCUGGCGCCGGCCUCCCACGCGCGGACCGUGGCCGCGGCGCUUUACGGUCCAGCAUGGGGCUGCCUCGCAGGGCGGGGCAACCGGCGGAGCUACGCAAGAGCCUGAAGCCCCUGCUGGAGAAGCGCCGCCGCGCGCGCAUCAACGCGAGCCUCAGGCAGCUCAAGGGGCUCAUCCUGCCGCUGCUGGGCAGGGAGAGCUCCCGCCACUCCAAGCUGGAGAAGGCGGACAUCCUGGAAAUGACCGUGCGCUUCCUGCAGGAGCUGCCUGCGUCCUCCUGCCCCGCGGAAGCGCCCACGCCCUCCGACAGCUACCGAGAUGGCUACCGCGCCUGUGUGGCGCGCCUGGCCCGCGUGCUGCCAGCCUGCCGCAUCCUGGAGCCCGCACUGAGCGCUCGCCUGCUGGAGCACCUGCGGCGGAGAGCGGUGGGCGCCACCUCCGAGGGCGGGCGCGCUGGGGCCUCCUGCGGCCCGCCCGCGCCCUCACCUCCGCCUGCUCCGGCGCCCUCGCCCGCUCCCUCGCCACCUGCGCCGGCCCGCAGCCCCGGCCUCUGGCGUCCCUGGUAGCUCCCUGGCCAGUCCACGGACCCUGCUGACUGACCUGGAGCGCUGGGCAAAUGAGGAAGUUCUUGGUGGCGGCUGCCGCUCUCACCACCAGCAACCCGCCCAGCACCCGCAGGCAGGGUGGCAUCCGGAUGUUCCUGAUCUUUGUGGCAGACUGAAAGCCUUGGGGGCUCAGCUCAAGGAAAUAAGAAGAGAGGCCCAGCCAUAUCCCAGCUUGGGGGUGUUUGGGCUGGAGGAGAAAAGGUAGGUGGCUGCAGGGGGAGAAAGAAGCCCCCACCCUAGCUGGUGAAAAUGGCUCUGGAACUGGGCCAGCCACAGCUGCUCAUGCAGAACCCACGCCUGAGCCAGGUGCAGCCACCUACUGACUGGUCACUGCCUUCCCAGCCCUGCUUGGGCCUGUCUCCUUGCCAGCUCAGCUUGGGAACCUGUGGGCACACAGCAGCAAGGGCCUCUGCAGGCAGGAGAGCCACCACCUUCACCCUGGACUCUACUGCCCAAAUUUUCCAGUUACAUGGACAGUAUGCACCCAGGGCUCUGUGGCUGGGGGACUUCAUUAGGUGGUUUGGGGAAGGAUUUAUUUCUUUCAGCAGGUUAAGGGGCAGCAAACACCCUGCCUGUGUUUCUUGCAAACUGCUCCCAGCUGCUUGUCAGGACUGGUUACUGGAAACAACUUGUUCUCAAGACUUUUCUUUCUCCCCCAUGGAAGCCAGCAGAGCCUGCAAAGACUCAGGCAGGGGCCUGAUGGGGGGAGUCAGGGGAAGAGGUGGUGUCCUAAUUCGGACUAUGCCACAGAAACCCACGAUGACCUAGGCACUGAUCUGGGUGGCAGGAUGUGGGGAAGCUCUGGGCAUUCCUGAAGAAGCCAAUGUUAAGACAAUGGGGUGUGUCCCCUGCAAAGUGUGCUGUCCCACCGCUGCUCUGGGCCCAGCCAAUUGGACUGUAAGUUCCUGGAGGGCAGGGCUGGGGGGCUGAGCGCACCUCUGUUCCCUAGGAACUCAGCACUUGGACGGCGUUCAAUAAACAUGGUGAGCUAACAAA
This is a messenger RNA of Manis pentadactyla (Chinese pangolin), 1652 nucleotides long. It is a transcript of the gene HES2, whose product is annotated as hes family bHLH transcription factor 2. Gene Ontology annotation, cellular component: nucleus. Gene Ontology annotation, molecular function: protein dimerization activity; RNA polymerase II cis-regulatory region sequence-specific DNA binding; DNA-binding transcription factor activity, RNA polymerase II-specific. The record is from RefSeq and is a predicted model, not a curated record. The coding region runs from base 108 to 617 and encodes 169 amino acids. NCBI's taxonomy places the organism in Eukaryota, Metazoa, Chordata, Mammalia, Pholidota, Manidae. The transcript has 4 exons. Gene Ontology annotation, biological process: regulation of neurogenesis; regulation of transcription by RNA polymerase II; anterior/posterior pattern specification.